GCAGCAGCAGCAGCAGUAGUAGCAUCGCCAUCGGCAGUGCCAGCAGCAGUGCCAGGAACACUGACUGGGGCAGUAUUGGCUGGAGCAGCAGUGAUACCGACAGUGACCAGGUCUUCAGCGUGCAACUUGCGACGAAAGCAGGGAAGACUUCUGCUCUCCAAAGGAUAUGGAAAGUGGUGGAGGAGGGCCUAGGGGAAGAGACAAAACUACAAGACACACUGAUGAGGAAGACUGUGUUGUGGCCUGUCCAGUUGUUCUGCGGCAACUCUGUGCUCAAAUAAGAGUUCAGUCAAGAAGCAGAGGGAAAAAGACUUCCAUUAACCUUCAGACCAUACACAACCUCCUCUCCUCUCGUCCUUACUGGAGAAGGUGCCUGUGCUCACCAAGUGCUCUCCCAGCUAUCACAGAGAAGGAGCUGGUACUCCUUCUCUCCCUUACUCCAUCCCAUCGAUUCAUUGUCCUUGUUGUUACCAACUCUGCUGACAGUCUUGGAACUGUGGUAGUGGGUGGUGAAUCCCUUAUUGAGGCUGUUUACACAGCUCAGAAUCUGCCAGGACUUCGCCCAUGUCUGCAGAGCCCUAGCAAGCCAUCAAUAGCUUUCAUUAAGUACCAACUUACCAAGCCAAAAUCCAAGAGGAAGAAUGAUAGAAAAGCAGUGCCAAGCACCAUUCUCAACAAUGGUCAGGUCAAAGUUGGUAUGGUUCUGAUCUACCAGAAGACAAAGAUGUUGUAUGCUGGAUUUCCUCUUGCCAGCUACGGGUGCAGUAAACAAGACUUCCUGACAUUUAUAUCAAAACACACACAAUACGAUUUCUGCCUUCGCACUCCAGAAGUCGAACAGACUUCAAGAUCUGAAUCACCUGAGCCUGGUGAAAACAUCUUGGAAGACUCAUCAGAAGGGAACACAUCAUGAAAACCAGGUGUGAUCCAGCAUGACAAGUUCCUAAAUUAGAAAGUAUGUGUACAAUCUGUCAUGAACACUUAUGUACUGAACUGAGAGAUAACUUUUAGUGAUUAUUUGGGGAGAUAACUUUUAGUGAUUAUUUCACCCAAACCAAAUUACUGUACCUGUUCUCAAAUGCAAGACUUGAAACUUUGUUCUGAUUUCUUAAGAUUUUAGUCAGGCUCCUGGAAUCAACUUCAGACUAAGCCCCAGUAAAAUACUAAAUGCCCCAACCAAGAUUACAAAUUACAGCCUAGCAAAUAUGGCUAUUGCACAGCACCGUUAGUCGAUUCAUUAAAUCUAUAUGGUUGUUUUUUAUUAAACUGUAUUUGUUGUGUAACCUUAAAAACUCUCCCUAAAUACUAAUCCUGAUGAAUUCCAUUUAUUUACUGAUCAUUAGAUAUUUUCAUGAGAUCACUGAAUCACAACCGAAGGGUCUAACAGGGUUUGCUCGAAUUGCUUGUUGUUAUAUGUUAGGUGGAAAUUACAGCAAGAUGAAGUUGAAGAUAAACAGCUAGGAAGAAAGAGGCAAGUGAGAUGGAUGGAAAGUUUCCUGGUAUACACAGUCGUUACAAAUAAAAAUUUCAGUAACUAUUUCAGAUACACAGCAUGCUAGCCAGGAUUUGUAAACGUGAAAGUAAUAGCACAGAAAAUAUCAUUGAGAAUGAUGGACAACCAAAAUAAAUCCUACAAAAAUUAGCCCAUAUCUCAGAAAUUAUUUUAAACUAAAAAUAUAGUGAUUACUGAAACCUCAACUUUUUAUUACUCUUUUCUUUUCAAAAGGUAAUCUUCAAGGGCCAAACAAUUCAAAUCUUCAUCUAAACCUAUCUCAGUAUCUGCCAAAUUAUAUGUCUUAGACACAUGUUUCAAGAUAUCACAUGCAAUCAUUCACAUUACAGUUUCCCCUCUGAUAAUACACAUGAUUUUUUUUACCGACAAUCGCCAUUGCCUACAAAAUCAUGUUCAAAAUAAUGCAGGCAGAAAGGGUUUUAAAAUAAUGCAAUACCAUUGUUACUAUACAACAGGAUUAAUAGUACUACUGUAUUGCUAUUUUUAAAAUAAUUACAGCUCCUGUGCAAUUGCCAGCAUUCUUUAAGCAGUAAUGCCCCUGUACUUUGAGAUAACUGGAAGAAGAAUAAAUAUAGAAGUAAAUAAUAACACUGAUACAAUAAGCAAGAACUUAAUAACUGGCUGCAUAUUUUUGUAUUGCUACAGCAAUCUACUGAGUACCACAAAAUUCGAAACAGUUUCAUCAGAUUUCCAAAGAUUCAACAAGUGCCUGAAUUUCCCAGUUACAACAGAAAAAUGAUACUAUGGAUCUGACUCUGGUAACUGGCUUCUAAAGUUUCUCAUGGUGGUAGGGAUGUGUACUUUUAAAUGAAGUGUAGAAUGGUAGUUGUAUCCAUAAAAUCUUACAAUAACUUUGUUUGUUGUCUUCCAAAACUAAGAAAACAAGCCAAUUUACAAACUAAAUCUCUGUUCCACAAAGUGUUAAAUUCUAUUUUAAAAUUAUUGCAUCUAUGUCUACAAUGUGACAGUAAAAUUCACAUAAAGUUUUUUAAAGGGUAUGUACCAUAUUUUAAAAAACAGAUGAAGUGCCUCAUCUAAAUGUGUGUGCAACUGUGGCAAGUUUGGAAAUCUACAUGCUGCCAAUACUAUAUCUUCCACCACAGUUAUA
Macrobrachium nipponense is the source of this 2621-nucleotide messenger RNA. RefSeq lists its product as uncharacterized. The record is from RefSeq and is a predicted model, not a curated record. The transcript is spliced from 5 exons. Lineage: Eukaryota; Metazoa; Arthropoda; Malacostraca; Decapoda; Palaemonidae. The coding region runs from base 167 to 913 and encodes 248 amino acids.